This is a messenger RNA of Talpa occidentalis (Iberian mole), 1312 nucleotides long. RefSeq names its product ADP ribosylation factor like GTPase 11 (gene ARL11). Gene Ontology annotation, molecular function: GTP binding; GTPase activity. The record is from RefSeq and is a predicted model, not a curated record. Gene Ontology annotation, cellular component: cytoplasm. The transcript has 2 exons. The coding region runs from base 87 to 635 and encodes 182 amino acids. NCBI's taxonomy places the organism in Eukaryota, Metazoa, Chordata, Mammalia, Eulipotyphla, Talpidae. Gene Ontology annotation, biological process: intracellular protein transport; vesicle-mediated transport.
UUAAUCACAGAAGCAACUGUGUGCAAAGGAGAAUCGGAGAGCUUUCUGCCACACUUAACUACACUGAGGGUUCAGCAGUGGUCGCCAUGGGCUCUCUGAAUUCCCGAGGCCCCAAGGCAGAAGCUCAGGUGGUGAUGAUGGGCCUCGACUCAGCUGGCAAGACCACGCUCCUGUACAAACUGAAGGGUCAUCAGCUGGUGGAGACCCUGCCCACUGUUGGUUUCAACGUGGAGUCUCUCAAAACUCCAGGGCAUGUAACUCUGACUCUCUGGGAUGUGGGGGGGCAGAUCCCCCUCAGGGCCAGCUGGAAGGAUUAUCUGGAAGGCGUGGACAUCCUCGUGUAUGUGCUGGAUAGCACAGACGAAGCCCGCUUGCCUGAGGCAGUGGCUGAACUCACAGAAGUCUUGGAUGACCCACACAUGGCCAGCAUCCCUUUCUUGGUUCUGGCCAAUAAGCAGGAGGCUCCCACUGCUCUGUCACUGCUUGAGAUCAGAGACAGGCUAGGCCUAGAGAGAUUCCAGGACCGCUGCUGGGAGCUCCGGGCCUGCAGUGCCCUCACUGGUGAGGGGCUGCCCGAGACCUUGCAGAGCCUGGGGAGUCUCCUGAAAUCCCGCAGCCACUGUGUCUCCAGGUGAGCACAGGUGGGACAGGGUGUGGGGACAGCAGGAUGUCUUGACCUGAAACAGAGCAGUUAACUUUGCUCGUAGGAGUGGAAGAACCAACCAGUCCUUGAGAAUCUUAAGUUCAGUUUAUCAGAUAAAAAAUUUCCUCUGAUGUGCUCAUGGCAGCACUAUUUACAACACUAUAGUUAUGGAAACAACUUAAGUGCCCCCCAAAAGAUGGAUGGAUGAAAAAAACAAGGUGUCAUAACAUACACAUGAUGGAAUAUUACUCAGCUAUAAAAGGAGAUGAAAUCUUGCCAUUUGUUACGACAUGAUGGAACUGGAAGAGAGCAUAUUAAGUCAAAUAAGCCAGAAGGAGGAAGACAAAUAACAGAUGAUUUCACUCAUCUGUGGAAUAUAGAAUAAAAACAAAGGAAUAGACAAAAACAAACUGAAAUAAACCCUAGAAAUAUGGCUGCUACUAAAGGGGGAGGGACCCAAUGGUCUAUGGUGAAGGACUAUGGGUACUUUUGUGGUGGGGUAGGCUGGUAAUAUACCUCAGAAGAGGUGUGAACUUAUACCCUUAAAUCAUACCCAGUAUUGUAAACUAAUGUUACCUCAAAAAAAUUUUUUUUAAUUUGGUUAAAGUAACAUUGCAGAAAUAGAAUAAUAAAUGGUGGUAUGUCAAAAAAUAUGUACAAAUAAAAUGU